Messenger RNA from Beta vulgaris subsp. vulgaris (sugar beet), 2654 nucleotides. RefSeq names its product UDP-glucuronate:xylan alpha-glucuronosyltransferase 1. Gene Ontology annotation, biological process: xylan biosynthetic process. Gene Ontology annotation, molecular function: glycosyltransferase activity. NCBI's taxonomy places the organism in Eukaryota, Viridiplantae, Streptophyta, Magnoliopsida, Caryophyllales, Amaranthaceae. The transcript is spliced from 4 exons. The record is from RefSeq and is a predicted model, not a curated record. Bases 336 to 2270 code for a protein of 644 amino acids.
AUAUCAAAGAGGAAAAAUUCAAGUAGACGUUACUCUAUGCAACACCUCUCUAUAUUGACUCCAUCUUCCUCACUUCUACGUUCUACCAUAUCUUCCAACUUUUUUCUUUUUCUCUUACACCCACCACAAUCUCUCCCCUCUCUUCUCUCUCUUUGAAGUGCUCGAAAGUUCAUACAUAUAUAUAAUCAUAUAUGUGAAUAUAUAUGACAAAGUUUUCAAGAACUUCAUGAGUUUUUCUUUCAUUAUCAUACAAUAUUUUGUUUGGUCACACAAUUCACUGAAAAGGUUGUGAUCUGAAUUAAAGGAGAAGAAGAAGAGAAAGAGAAAAAAAAACCAUGGGUUAUUUCUCCACUCCAAAUGAAACUAGACAAAGGUCCUACGUAUCAAUUGAAGACAUUUACAAAAGGAAGUUGCAACGAAGCAAGGUAAAAGAUGGAGAGAAACAAUCAAACACAUCCAUCCAAGACAAUUCUAAGAGUGUGAGGAACAAGUUACCACUAUUAAAACUUGUGCUACUCAUUAUUGUCUCUGCUACUUUCAUCACCUUAUUACUUCACUCUCCAUCCUUCUGUACUCAUCACCACUUUUCUUCACGCUCUAUCUCUCGGCCUACCAUAAUGAGAAGAUGGAUAUGGGGCAAUACUGAUCCUAGAUACAUAUCAAAUUUACAAAUCAAUUGGGAUGAUAUCUCAAAAGUCCUUGACAAACUCAAUGAAAAAGAGUACCAUGAAAUUGGCCUCUUAAACUUCAACAAAGAUGAAAUAAAGUCAUGGAACCAGAUAAUUCCUGAACUUGAGCAUACUGUCCUGAAGUUAGACUAUGCUGAAGAAAAUAUUACAUGGGAAUCAUUGUAUCCCGAAUGGAUUGAUGAGGAAGAAGAAGAAGAAGUACCAUACUGUCCCUCAUUGCCAAAGAUCGAAUCACCAAGGAAACGGCUUGACUUGAUUGUCGUCAAGCUACCUUGUCAGGUUGAUGAGAAGAAUUGGUCGAGGGAUGUUGCUCGGUUGCACUUGCAGCUUGCAGCAGCACAGCUUGCAACCUCAGCGAAAGGGAUUUACCCUGUACACUUGCUUUUCAUUACCAACUGCUUCCCAAUACCAAACUUGUUCUCUUGUAAGGAGUUAGUAAAACAUGAAGGAAAUGCAUGGUUAUAUAAGCCAAACUUGAUUGUGUUAAGAGAAAAACUUCAGCUGCCUGUUGGUUCUUGUCAACUUGCUCUUCCUCUCAAGGACAAAGAGAGGUUAUACAAGGGAAAUCCAAGGCGGGAAGCAUAUGCAACAAUUCUACAUUCAGCGGAUGUCUAUGUCUGCGGGGCCAUAGCAGCUGCUCAGAGUAUCCGAAUGGUAGGAUCCACUAGGGACCUAGUUAUCCUAGUGGAUGAGUCGAUCAGUGCCUACUAUAGGAGUGGGCUUGAGGCAGCAGGGUGGAAGAUACGGACCAUCCAGAGGAUAAGGAACCCAAAAGCCGAAAAGGAUGCCUACAAUGAGUGGAACUACAGCAAGUUCCGGUUAUGGCAACUAACAGACUACGACAAGAUCAUUUUCAUCGAUGCUGAUCUCCUCAUCCUAAGAAACAUGGAUUUCCUCUUUAGCAUGCCAGAAAUAUCAGCCACAGGAAACGACGCCACUCUCUUUAACUCCGGAGUCAUGGUUAUCGAACCCUCAAAUUGCACUUUCAACCUCCUUAUGGAUCAUAUAAAUGAAAUAGAAUCAUAUAAUGGAGGAGAUCAAGGGUACCUUAAUGAAAUCUUCACAUGGUGGCAUAGAAUUCCAAGGCAUAUGAAUUUUCUGAAGCAUUUUUGGGUAGGAGACCAGGAAGAUAAGAAGAAAAUGAAGACUAGGCUAUUCGGAGCAGAACCCCCCAUACUUUAUGUGUUACACUACCUAGGGAUUAAACCGUGGUUAUGCCAUAAGGACUAUGACUGUAACUGGAACACAGAUUUCUUACAGGAGUUCGCAAGUGAUGUUGCACACGCAAGGUGGUGGAAAGUGCACGAUGCAAUGCCUGAGAAGCUUCAGGGGUUCUGUCUGUUGAGGACAAAACAGAAGGCUCAGAUUGAGUGGGACCGGAGACAGGCUGAGAAAGGAAAUUACAGUGAUGGGCAUUGGAAGAUCACGGUUAAGGAUAAGAGGAUGAAGAAGUGUAUUGAUAAACUGUGCAAUUGGAAGGGUAUGUUGAAGCAUUGGGGUGAAACAAACUGGACUGAUGAUGAGUCUUAUGCUCUUGCACCACCUAUCAUUAAAGUUACUCCUCUUUCUUCCUUACAGUGAAUCAGAAUUUUGGGCACUUUUAGUUUUAUCUCUUUUUCUUUAAUUUUUGAAUAUAUAUUUUGCGGUUUUGUAUACUUGAAUUCAUCUUCUGGUUUUGGUUUAGCUAUAGCAUUUAUACAGUAAUCUGACUCUUCUUUCGUCCCAUCCCAUAAUAGUAUAUAAUAGAACAAAAUUUUCAGAAGCAUAUCAGCUGUUCUUUUUUCUUCUACUGGGGUUAGUUAGGGAUGUUAAACGAAAACACAUGUAAGUUGUUAGUCCUAAGACUAGUUGUCCCAUGUUAAAAUCAGAUGGAUGAUAACCAAUUGGUUUUACUGUUUUAGGUAGAACCCUGUUUGGGAUGUAUGUAGUUAGACUCUCAUUUGCAUAUAUUGAAGAUUUAGUAGG